Messenger RNA from Tachysurus vachellii, 978 nucleotides. RefSeq names its product tripartite motif-containing protein 29-like. The record is from RefSeq and is a predicted model, not a curated record. The transcript is spliced from 6 exons. Bases 1 to 978 code for a protein of 325 amino acids. Lineage: Eukaryota; Metazoa; Chordata; Actinopteri; Siluriformes; Bagridae.
AUGGACUUGGAAGGACACCUGCGUUCAAGCAGUCUCCUGUCUGAUCUGCUGCUGUGUCCGAUCUGUGUGGAUGUGUUCACUGAUCCAGUCACCACUCCGUGUGGACACAACCUCUGUAAGAGCUGCCUUACACAUGGAGAGAAGCUGAAGGCCCUAAAAUCCUGUCUGGAUUGUGGACUGAGUUUCUGUAAAAUUCAUUUAGAGCCACAUUAUCAUGUUCCAAAACUUAAGAAACACAAACUAAUAAACCCUGUGGAGAACCUGGAGGCCAACAUAUGCCAGAAACAUGAGAGAGUUCAGGACCGACUGAAGAAGAUAAAAGAGAUCAAACACUCAGUAGAACAAAGCAAAAGAAGCACAGCGAAAGAGAAAGCAGACAGUGUUGAAGUCUUCAUUGCUCUGAUUCGCUCCAUUGAGAGAAGUCAGGCUGAGCUGCCGGAGAUGAUGGAGGAGAAGCAGAAAGCAGCAGAGAGGAAGGCUGAAGGACUCAUUAAAGAGCUGGAGCAGGAAAUCAGUGUGCUAAAGAGGAGAGACACUGAGCUGGAGCGGCUCUCACACACUGAGGAGCAUCUCCACCUCCUACAGAUUUACUCCUCCAUGUGCAGCCCUCCACACACCAAGAACUGGACUGAGAUCAGCAUUAACACUGAUGUGAGUGUGGACACUGUGAGGACAGCUCUGUCUCAGCUUCAGCAGUCUCUGAAUGUGAAACUCACUAAAUCACUCAAUGACAAGUUAAAGAAAACAGUCAUGAAUGAAUCGGAGCAAAGCCGUGUAACCACUGCAAUUGCUGAGAUUCUCAAAGAUAUUUCAUCCUCGGUGCUACAAUCAGUGGUGGAGACACUGAACUCACUUGGAGUAUCUUCAUCUGAAGAUUUCCGAUAUGUUCAGGAAGCAGAUCUCUUGCCCAUAUUACGACCCAUUCAGGCACGAAAACUUGUGUCUGCCUGGAGCCAGAUCAGUAAUAUAAAAAGGUAA